Molecule: messenger RNA, 2754 nt
Organism: Myxocyprinus asiaticus (Chinese sucker)
Lineage: Eukaryota; Metazoa; Chordata; Actinopteri; Cypriniformes; Catostomidae
Exons: 9
Coding region: 1-2754 (917 amino acids)
Biological process (GO): defense response to virus
Cellular component (GO): cytosol
Molecular function (GO): protein binding
Source: RefSeq, a predicted model, not a curated record
AUGUCCAGUUUUGACAGCGAUUUAAAAACCAAACUGCUUCAGCAGGAGUGCCACUUUACUUGGUCUCUAAGAGAAGAAGACUUUAAUCUCUUUGAUUUACUGAAUCGCCUGGAGGAACAGAUUCGGUUGGAAUCUGGCAAGGCAAGAGUAACACGAGCUUACAGCAGUUUAGGAUUUAUUCAUUACCUCCAUGGCAACCUACAGGAAGCACUCACAAAUUUGCAGAAAUCUGUGCAGCUUGCACAAGAAUACUACAAAGAGAGAAGUGAAUUAGUUCUUAUUGUCACCUAUGGGGACCUUGCUUGGUUGCACUAUCAUAUGAAUGAAUUCUUUUCAUGUGCAGAAUAUUUGAGACAGUUAGAUAGGAUCCAUGAAACAUUUUCUAACCUCCCUCUAGAGGUGCUCAGAGAGAAAGGUUGGGCUUUUCUUAAAUUCUCUCACAAAUAUUACAGUGCUGCAAAAGAAUGCUUUAGGCAGGCCCUUGAAUUGAUCCCAGAUGACAGUGAUUUAAAUACAGGCUAUGCGAUUGCACUGUACAGGACUACAACUGAGACCACUGACUCGCAACACUCACCAACAAUACAACUCCAAAAAGCAAUAAAGCUCAAUACAGAUGAUGCUGUUCUACAUACUGAAAAGUGCAUAAAGAUAGUGAUUUCUGCUCUUUUGAAAGCUCCUGAAAACCCACAUGUCAUUAGAUAUGCAGCAAAAUUCUUUCGUGAGUUGGAAUCAGUGGACAUGGCCAUAAAUCUACUGAAAAAAGCACUGCAGCGUUCCCCAUACUCAGCCUUCAUGCACCAUCCAUUAGCUAUGUGUUACAAAAAGAAGAGGCAUAUAGCAGAUCCUGAUGAAAGUCAGCAAUACUUGAAAAUGUGCAUUGUUCAUCUAGAAAGAGCUGAUUCUCUAAGGCCCUCAUUCAUUAUCAAUAUGGCAGAUCUGGCACUACAUUAUGGACAGGAUGGUAGGAUCUCAGAAGCUGAGAGACUUUUCGAACAAGCAUUUAAAGAGGCAAAUUACAGAAAGGAGCAUCUGCAGUUUGUUUAUUGUUCAUAUGGCAAGUACCAGCGCUUCACCAAACGAUCUGAACAACUAGCCAUACAGAACUUCAUGCAAGGUCUGAGGCUGCAGCCUGAAUCAGCAGAAGGCAAAAUGUGUGAGUGGAGCCUGGAAAAGGUUGCUGAAUAUCGUAUUAAAAGGCUGAAAGAUCCUAAUGACAGUACGGCUUGUUGCAUACAAGGAUUCAUUCAUGAAGUAAGGGGUGAAACACUCAAGGCUGCAGAGUUCUAUGAGAGAGCCUUAACGAAUGAACUUGCUGUCAGUGAAAGCAUUCUUCUCACAGAGAUCAGGAUUUGGCUCAUGGGCUUCAAAGAAACAGGAAAAUCUGUUGGUGAUCUGCUCUUUAAAGAAGAGUCAUGGAUUUGUGAUGAAGGGCAGUUUGACAAUGGCAGACUUAAGACUGUCAAAGGGAAAUUGCUAGAGAAAAGUGCGCACUUGGUAGAGAUUGACAUUUUCAAUGCCAAGAGGAUUCUUAAAUGGGAAAGACGUGCUCUCACUCCUGGACCUCAUGUAGUUCUACUCAUCUUUCAUCUAGAUCAUGGGGAAUUCACAGACGAGACCAAAGAGAUUCUUGAAGAUUUAGAGUUUCUUGGAAAGAAAUUUUGGAAUCAUGUCAUUGUGGUAUUUACAAAAGGAGACUGUGAAAUAAAUGAAUAUACUGGAGCUCAGAGAGGAGUACUGGAGUGGAUUCGUGAAAAAUGUGGAUACAAUUGCCACAUCUCUGGCUAUGCACCAGAAAUUAACAAGAGGAUUGAGCUUUCAGAGAGGAUGGAAAGGAUGAUCAGCAGAAAUAAAUCAAUGCAUCUGCUUUUACCAGAGAUUUCAGAUGGAGCUUCUCAAUCCCCUUCAGAGGACUUGAGAGGGACAGACAAAAAAGAAGAUUGUUUGUUCACUCCUGAGGUCAUUGUUCAGGAUGGACAAACUAAUUACAGGCUACAAUGCAAUCAUACAGGCUGGUUCCAUUGUGAGUUUACACAGCUUGGUUUUAACAUGAAGGGGGAAGGGGAAGUGCUGUACAGCACUGUUAUUCAGGAGAGCAACUGUCCAGUCCCCACCAACUGUUACCCAGCAGGACCUCUGUAUGACAUCAGAUGUGUUCAGGGUGAGCUCUCUCACCUCAAGCUGCCACACUGUGAGACCUCCAUUGAGGAUGCCCACCACUGCCUGUCAGUUAUACAUUACUCAGGCCUUAUUGUUGAGGUUCUGAACCCUGAGAAUAUCUCAAGGACACAUGUGACAGUGAGCAUCCCGGGAACAUCACGAUUUACACUUUCCAAGAUAAUAAACUGGUUUAAGGAAAAGAUAAUUGGACAAGUGAUUCUGAUGUACAUUCAACCAACACACACAUUGCAUGUGUUCCUUCAACCACUCAAUGUGGACCCCAGAAAAGUGGCUGAGUGUGAUAAUUAUACACUGGUCCGAACAACCUGUGAUUGCACACUUAAAUAUAACAGUACAUACAGCAUGUCCUGUGAUCUUGUAGAGGAACAUGGACUUUCAGAGAAGCCAAUAAUAAAGAUACAACCAAAGAGCAAACAAUUUCAAUGCACUUUUAAGAACAGACAUCAAUACAAUCCAACAUUUGAAAUAUUCCUGCCAGAUGAUGUGAUGAAUGUGAAUUUACGUCUCAUAAAGGAAAAUCCAGAAAAAGUCAAAGUUGUGUGGGACUGUGAAAUACGCCUUGAAAACAUACUGUAA